This is a messenger RNA of Penicillium olsonii, 777 nucleotides long. NCBI's taxonomy places the organism in Eukaryota, Fungi, Ascomycota, Eurotiomycetes, Eurotiales, Aspergillaceae. The record is from the annotation of a GenBank genome assembly.
AUGUUUUCACGAUCUGCUCUCCGGAGCUUCGCCUCCGAGCUGCGCUGGACAGCGCCGUCUACAAUUUCAUCAGCUCCCCUUCAACAACGAGCAUGCCUGCACCAAACUGCCUCUUUGAUGAACUCGCCACAAUCCCAGAGCCCAUCAUCCUCCACUCACCCCGAAUCCCCUCUCAGCGCCACCCCUCGGGCUCAAAAUGCCAGCCCUAAGGGAAUCCCGCCCUCCGGCAACUUCGACGAAGCGACCAUGACACCCCAAACACGCGCAGAUGUCCCCAUUGCGAAACAACCCGUCGAACCCACCUUCACAACCCCCCUCAAAGUGACAAAGUCAAUGCUGUCACAGCUUCCCCAUCUCGCCGGCCAGAAGCCACACUACGUCGUGGCCCAAUUGCACGCACGCCCAUAUCUUUUGACCGAAGGUGACCACCUGCGUUUGCCCUUCCUCAUGCCCAAGGUCAAGGCAGGAGAUAUCCUGCGCUUCAACCGCGCUUCAGCCGUUGGAUCGCGUGACUUCACAAUGAAGGGUACCCCGACUAUCGACGAGCGCAUCUACGAGUGCCGGGUUCGCGUGACGGGUGUGGAUUCGGAGCCUUUGCGUAUUAAGGAGAAGACGAAGCGGAGAAACAGACACGUGAAGCAUGCUACGAGCAAGCACCGCUAUACUCUUAUGCGGGUUAUGGACGUCCGGGUCAAGACGCCGGAGGAGCUUUUGGCGGAAGGCGCGGUGGUUGUGGAAGACGGAGAAGAUGCCUCGGUUAUCGAGCCCCGGUCUUAA